Molecule: messenger RNA, 813 nt
Organism: Scomber japonicus (chub mackerel)
Lineage: Eukaryota; Metazoa; Chordata; Actinopteri; Scombriformes; Scombridae
Gene: lamtor5
Product: late endosomal/lysosomal adaptor, MAPK and MTOR activator 5
Exons: 4
Coding region: 86-361 (91 amino acids)
Biological process (GO): cellular response to amino acid stimulus; positive regulation of TORC1 signaling
Cellular component (GO): Ragulator complex; cytoplasm; lysosome
Molecular function (GO): guanyl-nucleotide exchange factor activity
Source: RefSeq, a predicted model, not a curated record
CACCCGGAAGCUAAAAGAAAGCUGAUCACAACAACAAAUCUUCAUAAACCAAACUUGAAUUUUACAAAUAUUCGGGUUGUUAAUCAUGGAGUCGACCCUUGAGCAGCAUCUUGAUGAUACCAUGAAGAAUCCAGCAGUGGUCGGAGUGCUUUGUACGGAUCAACAAGGACACAACCUGGGCUGUCGCGGUUCCCUGUCUGAUGAACAUGGUGGCGUUGUUUCUGUUUUGGCCAAACAAGCUGCAGCUCUCACCAGAGACCCAACAGACUCUCCGACUGUGUGCCUGGAGUCUGACUCCGGAAACAUCCUGGUGAGGAGCCAUGGCACCAUUACAGUAGCUGUUCACAAAAUAGCAUCUUGAAGAUUCACAUAUUGUUUUUAAAAAAAAAAAAGUUACAUGUAAACACAACUAUGUACAAUCACAUGAACUUAAUGUACUUUGGCAAAGAUCUUCAGGUCAAAGGGAAAGAUGAAUUUCUAGUCUAGUAUAUUCAACUUCUGUAUUAAUACCAGACAAUGCUUGCUAAUUUUCUGAUACAUGGAGUGUGAUUUUCUUUCUUUCUUCUUCUUCUUCUUCUUCUUUCUUUCUUUCUAUUCUUUUUUAGAAUGAAUAUACAUCCGUUUGUCAGUAAUGCUAUUUUAUUGAUGUCGUGUACAAAAUAGGUCUUGUAUCAUGUUAUUUCCAUAAUGUUGAUGCUGGGUGUGUGUGUGUGUGUGUGAGAGAGAGAGACAUUAUCAUUAACAUCCACAUCCUUCAAUCCAAGGCAGUCAUGCAAAGAAUAACAACCCUUAAUAAACUUUAACUUGACUUUG